Drosophila willistoni is the source of this 989-nucleotide messenger RNA. RefSeq lists its product as uncharacterized. The transcript is spliced from 3 exons. The coding region runs from base 254 to 745 and encodes 163 amino acids. The record is from RefSeq and is a predicted model, not a curated record. NCBI's taxonomy places the organism in Eukaryota, Metazoa, Arthropoda, Insecta, Diptera, Drosophilidae.
UUGUAUAUUUCUUAUCUUGGCUGCGACUCAGCUGGCUCAAAGCUAUCAACUACCUUCUGGUGUGGAGAAAUGUAAAUUCUCAGAUGACAAUUGCCUUACCAAGUUUUUUAAUUAUUUGACAACCCAUUAUGGUAAGAAGGGUCUGCCUGAAAUCAAUAUUCCUCCGUUGGAUGCUCUGGAAGUUCGUGAUGCGGCACUCGUCAAUGAAGAUGAGAAGAAAGCCAUUUGGUAUCAGGUGAAAGUUAGAAAUGUUAUGGUCUACGGCUGGGAGAAUACAACAUUCACUAAAGUUAAGGGAAAUUGGAACAAAAAGUCAUUUGAUAUAUAUGGUAAAAUACCGAGACUUGCGGCCAAAUUGGAUUAUAGCUUUGCCACAAAAUUUAUUGCCUUUGUCUUUAAUGCUACGGGGAAUGGAACAGUAGAAAUUCAGAAUUUCCAAUUUAUUAUAAAAAACAAUUUUGUGGUCAAUCAUGGAUAUUUUAAGCUGUAUAAAGUGGGUUUGACUACCCAAGUUAGUCGAGGCAUAUUUGAUUUGACAAAUACAAAUUCGGAUAAUACAGAUCUGGCAAUUGUGGUCAAUCAGCUGUUAAAUGAAAGUUGGCAAGAGAUUUGGCCUGAAGUAAAGCCCAUUUUUGAAAACCUGUUGCGAGAAAAUUUUGUUCAAAUGGCAAAUAAUAUGUUGUCUUCAGUAACGUAUGAGGAUUUGUUUUUGCCUGAAGAUACGGUUAUGGAUAAUUUAAAAUAAAUGGAUAAUGCUCAUAAAUCUAAAUCAAUUAGAAUUUGCAUUCUCAAAAUAUUUAUUAUUAAUACAUGAUAUUGGCUAAUGCAUACGUCUAUAUACAUUCUGAAUUAAGUAAACUAUUUUAACAUUAGGCACUAGAAUUGAAAAAAUAAUCUUGCCUCUCUGAGAUCCCUGGACCAAAUUUCUACUAUGUUCUUAAAGUUUAAAAAUGAACGAGUAUUCAAAAGUCUUAAAUGUAAAUUAAAAC